AUGGGUUUAAUAGUGGAUGACAACGACGGCGAGGUUUUGAUUCCGCCGCCGAAUUUCUCGAUGGUCGAAGACGGAGUUUACCGAUCUGGGUUUCCUCAGCUCGAGAAUUUCGGUUUCUUAUCAACCUUGAAUCUCCGCUCCAUCAUUUAUCUGUGUCCUGAACCAUACCCUGAAGAGAAUCUCAAGUCUCUUGAAUCAAACAACAUCAAGCUUUUCCAAUUCGGAAUCGAAGGCAAAACGGAUCCUCCAACUCCUAUGCCAAAGGAUACAGUCUUGAGUGCUCUUAGAGUCCUUGUUGAUGUUCGAAACCACCCAAUUCUCAUCCACUGUAAGCGCGGGAAGCAUAGGACAGGUUGUCUUGUGGGAUGUUUGAGGAAAGUUCAAAACUGGUGUUUAUCAUCGGUUCUUGAGGAAUACCAAAAGUGCGCUGGUUUGAAAUGGAGGCAAAGAGAUUUGAAGUUCAUAGAGGAUUUCGAUGUGCUGAGGUUAAGGCAGUGCCUGUACAGCAUUAUCUAUCAGUACAAUGGUUAUGGUCUCAAGAGGAGAAAGCUGCUGUACCAAGAGGAGAAUGUCGUCCAAGAACAGCAAAAACCUCAAGCCACCAGAGGGUGA
Messenger RNA from Microthlaspi erraticum, 612 nucleotides. NCBI's taxonomy places the organism in Eukaryota, Viridiplantae, Streptophyta, Magnoliopsida, Brassicales, Brassicaceae. The record is from the annotation of a GenBank genome assembly.